AUUUUUAAAUUUUUUGACUACAGAUUACAAGUCGAAUUUCUAGAUCUAGAUCUAUAACUAUAGAUUUAAUAGAUCUAUAGAUUAGAUUAUUAGAUCUAUACCUAUUUAAAAUCUAGAUAUAUUUAUAAAUGAAUCACGAACUUCUCUUAGCCCUGAAAGGUCACUAUGGAGGAAUAUUUAAACAUACAGAUGAAGGUAUCAGGGUUGUUCCAGGUUUGCCUUUUAUUUCUGCCUCUGAAGAGCUGGUACUGAAUCAGCUAUGUAAAUUAGGAACUUAUUAUAAAGAUUUUAUGGAUUUCAUUCAACGUUAUGGUUCUGGUUUGUUGGCUAGACAGCAGUCAGACAAAGACAACUUGCAUGGAUUGUACCUGAAGUAUCUUUGCCAAGGUUUAGAUAACGUUCUUCAGGACUAUAGAGACGCUUUGCUAGACAUUGAGGAAAAAGUAUUACAAGAUGCAUAUUUACCAGUGUCAUACAUAUCCAGCAGACUCCAGGAGUUUAACCUUUUGUUUCCUGCGUUGGCAUUGACCGUGGACCAGAUAGUUUCUCACCAGGCUCACGGUUGUUAUAUACUGGAUAUUUUAUACAAGAACUCUUUGAUGGGCAUGCCAACUGUGAAAAGUGCUUUGAACAGAAUUCUGCAUGUGUGCCAUGGGCUGUUCUUCCAACAGUUGACGGUAUGGAUGCUGCAUGGCAUGACUUCCGAUCCUCACUCUGAGUUCUUCAUUCAGAAAAGAAUUGGUGCUAAAGAUGCAUCAGUUCCAUCAGAUGCACAAAAUGAAACAGAAGAAAAUCUUGGAAUUAUGGGAUUGACAGGAAGCCAGCUUCAAAAAAUUCACAUAGAUUCAGAAUCUAAAGAGAUUGAUGAGCCUUCUUCUGAUACUGGAAGAUUCUGUAUAUCGGCUGAUCUGCUGCCUUCAUACAUACCAUUAAGAGUUGCUAACAAAAUUUUAUUUGUUGGAGAAAGUGUGCAGAUGUUUGAGAGAGACAAAAAUAAAAUGAAGUCGUCAUAUCAAGCAGGUACAAUAAUGAGCAGCAGGGAAGAUGAAUUUGCUUCAGAUUUAAAAGAACUGACAAAACUUCCAGAGUUCAAUAGUAUUAAUUUUGAAACCAUCAUUGACAAAAUAAGAACCCAUGCAGCAGAGUAUCUCUGGGUUCUUGUGGUGGAGAAGGCGGAGUUGAUCAAUCAGCUGAGAAUUAUGAAAGAUUUCUUUCUUCUUGGUAGGGGAGAACUUUAUUUGGCAUUCAUUGACCAGGCUCAGCACCUUCUGAGAACACCUGUUUCUUUGACCACAGAACUUGAUGUCAAUCGUGCUUUUCAGCAUGCAGCAAGAAAUGUUUUGAUUGAUAAUGAUGCCCUUCUCCAGAGAUUCCACUUGACAGUCCCAAAUGCAUCAAAAGAUAAAAAGAAACCGGAAAGUAAUUUACCACAAAAUGAAGUCUCAACAGGAUGGAGUGUACUUGGUCUUGCUUACAGUGUACAGUGGCCACUUCAUAUUUUUUUUACUCCUGCUAUUUUAGAAAAAUACAACAGAAUAUUUCGUUUUUUGUUAGCAAUAUGUCGCACACAACAAGAUCUUCAGUUCUGCUGGAGUUUGCAAAUGAACAAUAAAGCAGCAUUUGUAUCUCCUGCAGCAAGUGCAACUUGGCAACUCAGAACACACAUGGCCUUUUUGAUAGAUAAUCUUCAAUAUUAUUUGCAGGUUGAUGUUAUAGAAUCUCAAUACAAAAUUUUAUUAGAUAAAAUUAAUUCCACCAAAGACUUUGAAGCAGCUAAACUAGCACAUGAAACUUUUUUAUCAUCUUUACUGGCUCAGAGUUUUGUACACAUGAAAACUGUAUUUGCUUGUCUCUUGGAAAUAUUGGACCAGUGUUCUCAAUUUUGUCGCCUUUUGAUUGCAUCAGAUAACCAAAUGUCUAAUAAAGACAUGCAACAAUUGCAGUCAAUUAAGUUGAAUUUUCAGCGAAAUUCCAGUUUACUCUUCAAGAUUUUAUCAGGUGUUCGCAGCCAGAGUGCCAGACCCCAUCUAUCCCAGUUACUGUUACGUUUGGAUUUUAAUAAAUAUUAUACCAACACUGGAGGGCAACUUGGCAGCUCUUGAUUCUCUUGAUAAAAGCAAAACAGACACAGAAAAAGAAAAUUUGACAUUGUAUAUCUUGUAUAUUUUUUGUUUUUAUAUUCAAGUACAUUUAUAGGUGUAUUGCAAAUGUUACAUAAAGCUGUAAAGAAUUUAUUCAUUCUUUAUUAUUAUUUGUUUAUAUGUGAAGUAUAUAAAACAACAUAAACUUUA
Molecule: messenger RNA, 2291 nt
Organism: Biomphalaria glabrata
Lineage: Eukaryota; Metazoa; Mollusca; Gastropoda; Planorbidae
Product: gamma-tubulin complex component 4-like
Exons: 16
Coding region: 129-2102 (657 amino acids)
Biological process (GO): cytoplasmic microtubule organization; spindle assembly; mitotic cell cycle
Cellular component (GO): equatorial microtubule organizing center; gamma-tubulin complex; centrosome
Molecular function (GO): microtubule minus-end binding; gamma-tubulin binding
Source: RefSeq, a predicted model, not a curated record